AUGGUAGCACACGAGGUCAAUGAGCAAUACUGUAGGUGUGUAUCAUCCUUAAGUUCGAACACCCUCUACCAGGUACAACAUGAAGCUAGCUGCUGGACCCUCAUAGUUACGUCACCACCACAGCAUCCUGUUAUAAGACACAUCAAACUUGACACAUGUACUCUAAAUGGCGCCACGGACGUGACCCAGGUCGCUAUGACGUCAUCACAGAACCAUGAAACGAACUUCGCACUAUGUACUCUAAAUGGCGCCACGAACGUGACCCAGGUCGCUAUGACGUCAUCACAGAACCUGAACCCUGAACCAAACUUUGCACUAUGUACUCUAAAUGACUCCACGGACGUGACCCAGGUCGCUAUGACGUCAUCACAGAACCCGGAACGACUCAAAACUCCCGCUAUGACGUCAUGACGUUUGACAGAUGACGUUUGACAGGUGACGUUUGACAGAUGACGUUUGACAGGUGACGGUUGACAUGAUGGCGGGAAAACAUUUCCCCCCACCCCUUUUUCUGGUACCCAU
Messenger RNA from Ceutorhynchus assimilis (cabbage seed weevil), 522 nucleotides. The record is from the annotation of a GenBank genome assembly. NCBI's taxonomy places the organism in Eukaryota, Metazoa, Arthropoda, Insecta, Coleoptera, Curculionidae.